This is a messenger RNA of Endocarpon pusillum Z07020, 2238 nucleotides long. RefSeq lists its product as uncharacterized. The coding region runs from base 1 to 2238 and encodes 745 amino acids. The transcript has 2 exons. NCBI's taxonomy places the organism in Eukaryota, Fungi, Ascomycota, Eurotiomycetes, Verrucariales, Verrucariaceae. The record is from RefSeq and is a predicted model, not a curated record.
AUGGCGACAUAUCGUUCUAGAGGAGUCUCUCCUCCACCCCGACGGUUUGGAGAACAAAGGAUUCCUGCAGCCCCGGUCUUCUCCACUGCAUUCGAUACCCGCUUCAGCCAGCAGCCCAGAAAUACCAUAGAUACUUUGGCUUCAUCCCGGCCGGGCGCAGAAAGAGUUGUUGAUGCACAGCCGAUAUCUAGACGAACUUAUCCUGCUUCAGGGCAUUCUGCUGUUCAGUCCAAAACAGAGUACGCAGUUAGGCCUCGAAACAAUCCCAGAGUGGGAGAGGAUGACAGGACACCACUCAGGGUGCUUGUACCACCCACGUCCCCGACCCGGAGUCGACCUCUUGUUGAUAAUCCACCUCAUGGCCGAUCACGCAGCCCGGUAACCAAGCAUUAUUAUACAACUGACCAAGCGGAUCGAUAUAUUGUUCCUGCCAUAUCUAGUCCACGUCAGCAUCGACAUCAAGGUCGUGCCACACCAACAGACUCUAGCCACUUGAUCCCUGAUGGCAGGGAGCGUCGAGAACGCCAUGGGUAUCGAGUUGCUGGCUCACGUGUUUAUCCAAAGAGUGGUGCGUUGGUUCGUUACGAAGACGAGAACGAUUACUCUUACACCACUCCCCGCGAGCAAUUUGAUCGGGACUAUCCGCCCGCUGAACGUAGGCCGCGCCGCAACAGCUACGUCCGUCAAGAUCGCCCCACUAGUACAUCUGAUUUUGAUGACUGGAAGGUAAUCUCGCAAUCCAGGAGGGAAACCGGUCCCCCACCUGCUGUACGACAAUUUGACAAGCUUGCCGAUGGAGACCUACGCCAUUCUACAAGUCUGUCUGGUAAUUACAGCGAUACAGAACGCGACCUCGACAAGCCGAGAAGGAGACAUUCUCUGAGAGCUCCGGUGUCCCUUCACCAGAAUCGUAGGGAGUUACUCUUAAACCCCCAGGAUGAGCGCGCUGCGCGAGAAGUAUCGCAUUAUCCGCCAAAAUUAUAUGACGAUGAGCCAAGCUACUCCAGCGACAGAGAAAAUUACCGUCCAAGUAGUCACUACGAACGCCAUUCGCAACGCGCAAAGGCUUACGGAGAAAGCCGUGAUCGCUUAGGCACAAGCCAUGGAGCUACUGCAGCAGGGCUCGGUGGGCUGGCAGCCGCGGGCCUCGCAAGCGCUAUAGUCAAGAAACCUCACGACAAAGACGAUGAUUCUGAUCGUGGCGAGACCCGUGACAUCAAGAAUCGUUAUGCCCAUGAGCGAGAUCACAGACCCGAGGACUUCAGGAAGGAUCGAGAGCGAAUCGCUGAAAGACAUAGAGAUAGAGCCGCGGAAUUGCGAGGUGAGGUAGCUCCUCGGGAGCACCGCAAAGAGAAAGCAAGCAAGGAGAGAUCUGAUAGUGACACGAUCGACGAUGUCCAUGCUGAUGGCCAACGGCACAGCCGAAAGCAUCGUCAUCAUCGGCGCCAUUCGAGACCACAAGAGCUCGAUUCCGACUCGGCAUCAGACGAUGGGCAAGGGGUGAAAGUGCCAUCAGAAGUACAGAGAGAGCGCGUCGGAAGAGAUUCAGCACAGGAAGACUCUGACUCACGCCGAGAGCCAAGGCGCUCACACCCACAUCGACAUGUGAAUCACGAUGGUGAAGAAUAUAAUAGAUCGCAUGGUGCCAGCGAAGAUGGCGAAGCUGAAGAGGAUAGGGCCGCACGCCUUCAGCUUGUCGAGCCACUUGCAGAGAAAGAGCCAGAACAUAAACCUAAGGGCAUCUUGAAGCCUGCCAGACAGGUGCCUUUCCCAGAAGAUCCAAACCCCACCAGAGAAGGAGUCGCACCGCUCAAGGAUGCUGGGAAGAAGGGAAUACCACCUGGAGCUCGAUGGACGAAGAUCAAUAGGAUGCUAGUAAAUCCGGCAGCCUUGGAAGCGGCCCAUGAACGAUACGAGGAACGAGAUGAUUAUGUUAUUGUUCUUCGAGUCCUUUCGAAAGAAGAGAUUCAAAAGUACGCAGACAAAACCAAGGAGAUUAGAGAGGCUCGCGAGCUUGAAUGGCUCGAGCGAAAGGAGAGACGAAGGCAGAAGGGCGGAAUGAGAGGUAGCAGUGACGACUCAAGCGACGAAGAAAGAAGACUACCACUUGCGAUCGAAGCAGCACCGCCCACGGCGAAUCCAGAUCCACGAUAUCAGCAAGGGUUUCCACUGAACACCAACAGCAGGCCUGAGCCAGAUCCUGCUGCCAUGGCUGGGAUCAGCACAAGGACACAAUAA